Messenger RNA from Juglans microcarpa x Juglans regia, 1236 nucleotides. RefSeq names its product F-box/LRR-repeat protein At1g67190-like. The coding region runs from base 1 to 1236 and encodes 411 amino acids. The record is from RefSeq and is a predicted model, not a curated record. Gene Ontology annotation, molecular function: protein binding. The transcript has a single exon. Lineage: Eukaryota; Viridiplantae; Streptophyta; Magnoliopsida; Fagales; Juglandaceae.
AUGGAGCAUCUUCCUGUUGAAGUUGUUGGAAACAUAUUGUCUAGGCUCGGAGCUGCCCGAGAUGUGGUAAUGGCUUCUGCAACUUGUUCAAAAUGGCGAGAAGUUUACUGCAAACAUCUUCAAACAUUUUCAUUCAAUUCCAGUGAUUGGCCUGUUUAUCGUGAUUUGCCAAGUCAAGUUCUAGAAAUCUUAAUAACUCAAACCAUAUUUCAAACAACGGGAUUAGAAGCACUAUAUAUUCUGUUAGAUGCUAAGUUCUUGGCUUCCACCGUCAUUUCUUGGCUCAUGUAUACUAGGAAAAAAUUGCGGCGAUUGUUCUGUAAUGUUCAAACUACUCCAAGUGUAAAGAUACUUGAAAUAUUUGGCUGGCAUAAGUUGGAAACUUUGGCCUUGGCACAUAAUUCCAUUAGUGGGGUCUUUAAAAGAUUUCCUUGUUUGAAAUCCCUAUCUUUAAGAUUUGUUAGUAUUUCAGCACUAGAUUUAAGUCUUCUUCUCAUUGUCUGCUCGAAAAUUGAAACCUUGGAACUUAUCGAUCUAGAAAUUGCAAUGUCAGAUGAAGAUGAGGAAUUGACAGUUGAGCUGAUCAAUCCCACAUUGAAGACUCUUUAUGUUGAAGCAAUCAGUUUGGAUAAGCUUAUAUUGCAGGUAGAUAGCAUUGAGCGUUUGAACUUGAAAUUUUGUGCCUUUGAGGAUUUCAAAAUUGUCAGAAAGGGGACUUUAAAGCAGCUCAAGACUGAUGAUGUUAGUUUAUUCCAUCUUGAUACUGUUGAGACUGUAGAUAUCAGAAAAUUCUCAAUAAGGUGGCCAAAGCUCUACAAGAUGAUCUUAAGAUCAUCAAAAUUAAGAAGAUUUCAGCUUUGGGAUAUGGUGGUUUUUAAAGAAGAUGAGAUUGUGGAUUUGGAAACAAUUGCUGUUAGUUUCCCACAGCUGACCCACCUUUCAUUGUAUUAUGAUUUUAGCGUUGGAGUGGUUCACUAUGGUCUGCAAGAAAGGUCUUCUCAGUUGGUGAAUUUGACAUUUUUGGAGCUUGGUUGGACUGUAAUUAAUGAUUUCUUCCCAGGUUGGGUUGAGGUGAUGCUGAAACGAUGCACAAAUCUAAAGAAGUUGGUCAUUCAUGGGGUUAUUCCGGAGGUCAAAACCCAUAAGGAAUGCCAGAUGCUGGCUGAUUUCACGUCUGCCAUUGUCGAGCUCAUAAGAAAAUACAUUCAUUUGGAGGUGAAAUUUUAUUUCGAGUAG